UCUGCUCAUUCUGAUAUUAAAGAUAACUUCAGCAGAUUUCAGCAAAGCUCAGAAAAGCCAGCUCAUCUGGUUUAACUUCUUGAGUGAUACGUAACUUUGUAAUUAAGUCAGACACAUUUUAAGAAAUUCAUCAGGUCGGAUAAGAAAUCAAAAUAACUUUCAGGUUCGUUUUAUUUUUGUUAAAUUGGUAAACUCUUUAAGGAAAUAACUUUAAGAUUUCUGUCGUUGCUAUUUCUGAUUCCGUUAACGCGUGUUGCCUCGUUGCUUUUCGUGCCUUUAAUGGCUCGUGUGUGGCUUUGAUUGGUUAAAUUAGACGCAUUAAUUAAACGUGACGCCGCAGCUGGUGCGCAACUACCGCUCCGCGCGCGCAAACUCUCCUGCGUUGCUCUCUAGCGGUCAGAGCAGCGGAGUUUUGUGUCUAGUUAUCAAAGCUGUGAAAAUUCACACAUUUUGUCCCAUCUGUGGAGAAAUUAGCUCCCACUGCUUUUGUUUAUUUUGGCUGCAGCAUUUUAAAAUAAUAAACGAUACGUUUGUAGUCACGUGGGCGCAGAUCCGGAGACUUCUUGAUCAUGGAAAACGCAAAGUUUAUGCAAACUGACAGCCGGCUGCACCAAAGGCAAGAGGAGAUGUUCCACACUUGGUCUGCUGGUGUUCCACCUCCCAUUUGUCUCCCUGAGGUCCAACAUUGUCUCAUUUCUUGGGCUGUGACCAACUCCACCCCCACCCCACUAUAGCAUAAGUAUCAAUAAAGAGCAUUUUCCUGCUCUGCCCACGCAGACUUUAUCACUGAGGGCCUCCAGAUGUGCUGGGUGACUAACUCAGUAAGUGAUAACUGGAAUAUUCCAUGUUUCUCUGGCCAGGACGCCUGAAACUGUCUGUGAUUUACAAUAAUAGCCCUUCGGAGUGGUGUUUUUAUCCAUGCCACCUGGAAGCUCUCUCCUCUGGUUGGCUUCAGACCACAGCUUGUGUUUGACCAAAGUUCCUGCUGAGUUUGUUUCUAAACACUCUGGAUAUUUUUUUAAAUGUUCUGUUACUUUCAGGGUUGUCCAUCUUUACUUGUGUUUUGUGAAAUUAGAGCGACCCGGUGCAAUAAAAUGGGUUCAGGCUGAAAUGAAGUUUCAAAUCUGAAUCCUGAAGUACUGGUCCAUGAUGGGAUUUCCUCCCACUUUGGGAUGGCAGCAGAGUCAAACGAGAAGCGAACCCCCAACACCUCCCCAUUGACGCUCACUCAGAAGAGACUCUUUUCUGUUCUUCGGUGAAUCCAAACUUCCUCCACGGAUACAGAUAUCUACACUCGUUCAGAUAUAUCCGGGAGGAUGGAGGGAUUAGUUGGUGAGGAGUUCAGGCCGUAAAGAGGAAAAAGGGGGGCAAUAGAGUGAGUGGAGAGUCAAUGACCACGAGGUUAACAUGCCAGAAUUACAAUGACACAGACAGAGCCCAAGUCCUGAACUUCCUGUGUGUGAUGAUGCCCCCAACUGGAAUGAAGGUCUAGGCACAGACGGCGUGUGCUUCAUGAAUUAUCAGCUGUCGUUUUAGUCAUCCCUUUUCUCUGAAUCAUCUUUGCUCUUGAAGAUCUGCUGGUAUCACACAUGAUUUUGUUAGCGGCUGUCUGUCUGAGGUGUGUUUGGUGCGCGGCGAAGGGCAGGCCCGAAUUCCUGCAUCUGAGGUUUCUGUGAAUCGGGCCAGCUUGGCAGGAACACGUGUGGGCAAACGGACAACGCUUGCAAAGUCAGUCAAGACAUUUCAAACAAAGUGUUUCUGAUCUAUGGUGCACUGGCAGCUAAACCGUGAGCUGGAAAACACAGCAAGUGCAAGCCGCUGAGAUGCCAAGACGGCAGAGAAAGAGCAGAUUCUUGGGUGCGUACAUGAGUUGUUUUAACUCACCUACCAUCUGUGACUACUGAAAGGUUUUUUUUAAAACACCACUGGAGAAAAGAGUAGAUGCAACAACGAUAUGUAAGAAUCUGAAACAUACCACAGAGUUUACCGUUGCAGGUUUGUCUGACACAUGUUGGUACCUGAGUUCAUCUUUAUGAACCAACAGUCAUCAGAAGCUGUGUGGCGAUGCUCUAUGGUGGGUGUGAUGUUAGAGCAUCUCUUCCAAACAGGAGCAGAGUCUUCCACAGGGCUGCAAACACUUUUCACUUCUACUGUUUUUGUAACUGAAAAGUGUUGAAUGAGAUGUUUUCCUGGAGCUUUUUUGCCAUAUUGCUUGAAAUUUUCUUCACAUACUGAUUUCAAAAUGAAACUUUCUGUUAAAAUGACUCAUUUUAAUCAUACAAUCCUGGAAAAACCUCGUCCCAUCAUGGCGAAAGCCUCGUCCAUCCUUCAAACUGCCCUCUGACCCGCCCUCACCCCUCUGUACGUAACCUUAUUUGUGCACAAAUCACACAUUCUCAACUUGGAGCAGCUGAACAGGAAGCAAAGCCAGAGUUGGGCUGCUUAGUUUAUUGGAUGGAAUGCUCCACUCUGCACAUUUCGUUUAAGGAGACCAGCUAGCGUAUGGUCGUGUUCUUGUUGGGAAAUGCUUAGGCGGUGGACCUGUAUUCUGUGAACGCAGCCUGUUCUCUGUCGGCCGGCAGAGGUGUGUAUCUAACGUGCUGGUUUGUUAUGCCUCGCCCUCCGGAGAGCAGAGGGAGGAGAGCCAGGCUUGAGGAAGUUGGAGUCGAGUUCCGGUACGUAGUAUGUGGCUCUUUCUAAGAUUGUAAACUCCACCUCUAAAUGUUUCAGAUCAGAGAUAACCUGAGUAAAAACGCUGAUUUCAUUUGUUAAUGAGAAAACAUCUAAACCAAGCCGUUUGAUGCAGUAUUGACCCCCUUGUUGAAUCAUGAAUUAAUUGUGUUUGAUUGGAAAGCUGACUCCAGUUUCUCCAGCCACACCCAGGCUUGAUUACUGGCAUACUCGCAAAUGGGCCAGCGACUUGUGUCUUGAAACCUUGGAAUACUAGAGUUUUACUAUUUAGGUACGGUGAUUAAGAGUCUAAAUCUUUCUUAUUGGAGCGCUAAUCCAGUGAUGACGGGUGCAAGCUCAGCGUGCCAGCAGAGUGGCUGUCUGACCUGCUCCGACUACAACGGCUGUCUGUCCUGCAGGCCACGCUUAUUCAUGCAUUUGGAGAGGAUCGGGAUGAAGCAGAUCGGGGUGUGCAUGACUUCCUGUCCUCCUGGCUUUCAUGGCAAUCGCUCCCCAGAGAGAAGCACCUGCACAAAGUGCAGGUCGGAGUGCGACUCCUGCUUCACCAAGAACUUCUGCACGCGCUGCCGGACGGGAUUCUACCUUCACCUGGGCAAGUGCCAGGAGAGCUGCCCAGACGGCAUGGUCCACAGCGAUGCCCAGCGAGAGUGUGUUCCCGGGUGCCCUGCAGAGUGUGAGUCGUGUGUGAACAGUGAAUCAUGUACACGGUGCCGGCCAGGUCUUUACCAGCUGAGCGGAAGGUGCUACCACGUCUGUCCAGAUGACUAUGAGCCCAAUGAGGAACUCAUGGAGUGCACACCACAGGUGCACUGUGAGGUGGGCGAGUGGAGCGAAUGGAGCCCCUGCUCCAAGUCCGGAAGAACUUGUGGCUUCAAACGAGGCCAGGAGACCCGGACCCGGCAGGUCCUGCAGUAUCCGUCACCUUUUGGCAAACCCUGCCCAGACAUCUCUGAGAUCAAAGAGUGUCUAGUCAAAAGGAGGAAAUGCCCAGGAGGACGGAGAAAGACUGAGCGAAAUGGCAGGAGUCGCAACAACCGUAAAGACAAGGAGAGCCAGGAGGUGCGGCGGGAGAGGAAGAGAGAAAGGGAGCGGGACAGGGAUGUGGGAGAACGGGAAGACUCGGAUAACAGGAACAAAACUGAGCACCGGCACCGCCGAGGCCACAACACAGAGACCGUGUCCCCCGAAGACAGGCCUGUGCAGUAAUGCUCAGGACAGACUAUGUUAAACAGCAUCGUUUGACCCUUUUGACCCCUCUCUACGGGGUGCUGCUGCUACCUGUACGAAUUAAAACGACUUGACUGUUUAUGCGCCAACGUUAUGGAAAAUAUUCAGCCACUCUGGACUCUAUGUCCCGUUGUACGCUGGGGCCAAACUCCUGCAGAUCCACGGCUCAGUCUCAUCUGAAACGGACAGGAGACACCACUUUAGGGACGAUGGACAUCGAGAACGGUGACCGUGAGGACUCAAGGACUUGUGUGCUUGUUCAUAAGGUUAUUUAAUGAUGCUUAAGGGUACAACAAUGUGCAUCUUGGGUUCUGAAUGUAGAUUUUAUAGCAUUAUGUAGAACGAAUGUUUAUUAUUAUAACUGUUGUUGUACCUAUUCUUUAGAGCUCUGUAUUCAGAGUAAAGCUUGUAAAGAAACCUGACGUCUUUGCCAGCUUCACAUCCAAACCACGGACAGAUGGAGAGCCGGCACGCUGCGGUCAGGAGGGGUUUGUUCAGCGAAGCAGGAUGAUCGGAUCCAGAAAAGUCAUCUUGUGUUUUAGGCAUUCUGUUCUCAAAAUAAAACUCCUGGAACCAAAGACAACUUUAUGUCAAAUAAAAGUGUAAUGGUUUG
Nothobranchius furzeri (turquoise killifish) is the source of this 4531-nucleotide messenger RNA. RefSeq names its product R-spondin 3 (gene rspo3). The record is from RefSeq and is a predicted model, not a curated record. NCBI's taxonomy places the organism in Eukaryota, Metazoa, Chordata, Actinopteri, Cyprinodontiformes, Nothobranchiidae.